Molecule: messenger RNA, 1930 nt
Organism: Daldinia caldariorum
Lineage: Eukaryota; Fungi; Ascomycota; Sordariomycetes; Xylariales; Hypoxylaceae
Product: DNA polymerase alpha/epsilon subunit B-domain-containing protein
Exons: 4
Coding region: 113-1684 (523 amino acids)
Biological process (GO): DNA replication; DNA strand elongation involved in DNA replication
Cellular component (GO): delta DNA polymerase complex
Molecular function (GO): DNA binding
Source: RefSeq, a predicted model, not a curated record
GCCACAUAUCAAUUAACGCGUCUUCGUUCGGUGAACGCGUCUUUCUGUGCACUUUUUCUAGACUCACGCUUUCUCCUAAUUCCAGGUCGAGGAUGUUAAUCAUAAGGUUGUUAUGAUGACUUCGUUGGAUGAUAUACCCGGAAACAUGCUCCGGAAGCCUUCGGGCGAGACGGGGGAUGAGCUCCAAAGAGCUUCGUCUAACUAUAAGCCAUUACACUCUUUUAAGCUGGAUAAGGAUAAACCGUAUCGGCAGCAGUUCGCCGAUAUGUACUUCCUACGGCUCACUAAGAUCAAGCCUGCAGUUGAACAGUUGGCGUCCGCUGCUUGGGAUGACACGCUCGUCGGUAAUGAGCCGGUUCAGAAGGUUGAGAGAGUGUUGGAUAUCAGGCAAGGCCAGUUGUGCUGGGUCUCAGGAACCGUCUACAUGGACAUGCCCUUAAAGCCUAAUAUUCUCGAAGACGUAUCCAAGGAUCGAUGGCUCUCGGCACCCAUCUCGAAUAAGAAGUACUACUCAGAUGACGGCUCCGACGCCGUCACCCUAGAAGACGAGUCCGGUAGGAUACGACUCGUGGGCGACAUACUAAACUCCGUGCUCCUCGUGACCGGGUGCAUUAUCGCCGUCAUAGGCACCGAGAACGUGAACGGCGAGCUCGAAGUCAUCGACCUGAAAUUCCCCGACCUAGCCCCGCAACCGGAACGCUGGGCGCUAUCCGACCCUCCCGCAGAUACUAAGGUCUCUUCCUCCUCGAAGAAGAGAAAAGUCAAAGACGAAGAUACCGAAAUGGCAGACGAUGACGACGACGAUAACAGGCCCAAGGCGAGAAGCGGGCGCAAAAUCGCCCUCGUCUCCGGCCUAGGCUUCUCCGGCACCGACGCCUCGCACGCCAUCGAGCUCAACCUGCUCCUCGAGUUCCUGCUGGGCGAGACCCUCGACCCCUCGGCGCAGCGGGAGCUCUCGCAGAUAAGCCGGCUGAUCAUCGCGGGUAACUCGAUCUCGCUCGAGGACCGACGACCUGGUGCCGACGAAGACUCGGCGACGACGGAAAAAAAGGCCCACAAGAAAUACGGCUACGACAGCAGCGCGUACAACCCCCUACCCUCCCAGCUCCUCGACGAGUUCCUCGCCGCCUUGCUCCCCUCCCUCCCCGUCACCCUGCUCCCCGGCGCCCAGGACCCGGCCAACGCCAGCUUCCCCCAGCAGCCCGUCCACCCGGCCAUGUUCCCGCACUCGCGGCCGUAUACGGCGCCCCCGACCACCAACACCAACACCGCCGCCGAACCCGGGUGGUUCGACGCCGUGACGAAUCCCUGGGAGGGCGAGGUCGACGGCUGGCGCGUGCUGGGGACCGCCGGCCAGAACGUCGACGAUAUCUGCAAGUACGUCGAUAGCAACGAUCGGCUCGGCAUGAUGGAGGCCAUGUGCCGGUGGCGGUGCUGCGCGCCGACGGCGCCUGACACGCUAUGGAGCUACCCAUUCCAAGAAGACGACCCGUUCGUCAUGCAGACGUGUCCGCAUCUCUUUUUCGCCGGCUGCCAGCCCGGGUUCGGCACCAAGGUCAUCACGGGCCCGGAAGGCCAGACCGUCCGGCUCGUCGCCGUGCCGUCCUUUGCGGAUACCCAGGAGAUAGUACUGGUAGACACCGAGACGUUAGAAGUCACCAAGGUGAAGAUUGCCGCGGUCUAGGAGACUACGGCUACGACUGCGUCUCGGGCUCGAGUUAAAAGGUAACUAGGUACGCGAAGAUAUAUUAAUAGGAUGGGAGGAAACCCCAAAAUAAAAAGUUCCUACCGAUGAUAUCCAUUUAUAAAGUACCUAGCAAAAGUUGAAGAGCAAGAAACCCAAGGAUGUUUAUGGGUAGGGACUAGCAGCCAUCUAUCAUAUAAUUACAUGGCGUUGGUUGGGGGAGCUUAAAGCAUUAUUAGAAAAAUC